Molecule: messenger RNA, 2526 nt
Organism: Lingula anatina
Lineage: Eukaryota; Metazoa; Brachiopoda; Lingulata; Lingulida; Lingulidae
Product: endoplasmic reticulum lectin 1-like
Biological process (GO): endoplasmic reticulum unfolded protein response; ERAD pathway; retrograde protein transport, ER to cytosol
Cellular component (GO): endoplasmic reticulum lumen
Source: RefSeq, a predicted model, not a curated record
UCUUAUUGAUGUGGCGCUGACCUUGACCUGUUGAACAGCAAAUGGGUAAUCUCCACGAUGUCGUGACAGUUUCGUGUGUAAGAAAAACAUCAUGAAGCCUGAGAAGGAAGUUUUCUUAGUUAUUUUCGUCAGUAUUUUUACUUCAGGGGGAACAGACUUUAAUCCUUUUUCUGAUGAUGUUUUACAUACCAUUAACUGGGUGCCUGCAGCAUCAUUUCCCGACGAAGACAAUCUUCUAAAUGAUGAAGAUAGUUUAUUGCUUACCACAAACAACAAGGAAAAAUAUAGAUGCAUUUUCCCAAAGCCUCAAUCCUCAGGAUCUCGUUCACAGGAAGAACUGAAUCACAAUGGUCCAAGUGAAGAAGAGCUGUUAAGUCCAUUAUAUAAGCAAAGUAGCUGUUCAUAUAGGAUUGAGAGCUAUUGGACGUAUGAGCUGUGCCAUGGAAAAUAUUUGAGGCAAUAUCAUGAAGUCAAAGAAAGUGGCAAGAAGGGGCAUCUGCAAGAAUAUUAUCUUGGAUAUUACAAAAAAGAAGAUAACAACCAAGAACCACCUGUAGAAGAUGCGCAAAAGCCUCAUAAAAAGCGAAAAGUAGACAAUAUGGAGCUGACUUACUACCAAGUGAACUUCACAGAGGGCACUAAAUGUGAUCUGACGGGAGAGCACAGAAAGGCUCGAUUGCACUAUGUUUGUCAACCAGAUGGCAAAGGAGAGGUGUAUGAACUGAAGGAGACGUCUAGCUGUGAAUAUGAGGUGGUCGUUUUAACAGCACUACUCUGUUCUCAUCCAGCUUAUAAAACAGCAGACCAGCCUGUGCAAGGAAUACGCUGUGAGCCUUUAGAUGGCUCUCCUAGAAGACCAAAAAGUCUAGAUUUACUUGAACUAGAAAAUACUCAGGGGAGAUAUAAUAGAAAACAGACACAAGAGGUGCAUCCAGUUAUUCAGAGACCCCAGCAGGAAACUGUACAGCAGCCAUCGUGGGAUCCCAGCAAGGGUUCUCAUGGCACAGAUCUCAAGUCCAGCACAGACCAGCAAUUGUUGAACGACUUUUUAAAAGGGGAAUAUUGCAUCCAAGGGGGACUGGGGUGGUGGAAACAUGAAUUUUGCUAUGGAAAACAUAUAAUUCAGUUCCAUGAAGAAGGUGGUUCAAAAACUGUGAUAACACUUGGGGUGUGGAGUGAAGGAAGACAUCUGCAGUGGCUUGGGGAGAAUCCUUCUAAGAGACCAAAACCAAUAAAAGAAAGGAAGUUUAUCAGCCAUUUUUAUGGUGCUGGUGAUUACUGUGAUAUAUCUGGAAAGCCAAGGCAUGCAGAAGUCAGAAUAAAAUGUAAGGAAAAUGCUGAUAGCUCGCAUGCAGUAUCACUGUAUCUUGUUGAACCAGAAUCUUGUGUCUACAUUUUAGUGGUAGAGUCUCCAAUCCUAUGUGCACUGAUUGACAAAGCUGAUAACAAUGGCAUAGUGAAGUUAUGAUAGAAGAUAUAUAGUAGUUCACUUACAGAAAUCAGUGACACCAUGCUGUAGAAAUAAGUAUCUGGUUAAGCAAUGUGGACAGGUUAAGUACCUGAACCAAUGGAUCUAAAAAUAAGAGGGAAAAAAAAGACUUCUUGAGAUACAGUGACCAUUCAAGAGGGGUCAUGCCUCCUUGUUAUAUGCUGAAAAGAUUUAUGCAAUGACAAAAAGUAAUUCAGUUUUUUUUUUUUGCAUUGUGUGUGAAUCUUAUGGUUGAUAACACAACUUUGCAAAAUAAUGUAUCAUGAGGUUUGCAGUUGCACAAAUUUUUAACAAGAUAUUUUGACAAAAUGGUUGCAAAAUUUCAACAAGAGCUGCUGAGAAAGGGGAAAGUUUGAGGAUUGUUUUGGGCAACUAUACAUAAUAUAUUUGUGCUUCAAGACAACUAACAUUGGCGUUUUGUCAGAGUUACAUAAUUGAAAGGUAGUGUCCAUCACACUAUUCUUCAAUAUACUGUGAGCACUUUUAACUGUUCUAAUUGACUUGAAGCCAUUAUUUAAAAAGUGUGUUUUGGAUAUAUAUGUAUUUUUUCUUUAAAUCGGAUAUGGUGUUCAAGGUGAAAGGCUAAUAUGGAAAGACCAUAUUAAAGUUCAGACCAAAGAAAUGACUAUGGGACUUACUGCAAAUGGAGGUCUGAACAUUGCAUAUCUCUACCACAUAUAUGCUUUUUAAGAUGAUGUCCUUUUAUUUUAAGUUGUAUAUUUUGUUUAAGAUAUAAUUCAAACUGCAUAAGAACAUACAAUAUAAUUCCUGAUAAGAAUUGAGAAGCAUUGCUUCAGUGGCUGCUGUAAAUGUUGCCUUUAUUUUUAAUGAAUUGAGCUUUAAUUUAUUAGUCACCCUUGUCUUAUAAAGUAACAUUGUAAAUAGAUAAGGCAAAUUUACUCUAGGACAAGUGAAUAGUCUGAAAACAAAAAUAAGCCUGUACAGUAGACUUUGAGUGUGUUAUGUAAAAUUAACCCCCAAAUACAUCACUUCUUGAAUCUUUGAAAUUGCAAUAAAAUGAUAAAUUACAUCUUGCA